GCCGGCUCUGGUUGUUCGUCCUUUUUGUAUUCCUGAGAACCUGAUUUGCAAAAUAAGAUGGCAGAUACCGCUGGAAAGGCAAUCACUUGCAAAGCUGCUGUGGCUUGGGAAGCCAAGAAACCUCUGUCUAUUGAAGAUGUUGAGGUUGCACCACCAAAGGCAGGAGAAGUUAGAAUAAAGGUUCUCUCCACCGGUGUGUGCCACACCGAUGCUUACACUCUUGAUGGCUUUGACUCUGAGGGGAAGUUUCCGGUCAUCCUCGGCCAUGAAGGUGGUGGCAUCGUAGAAAGUGUUGGUGAAGGGGUAACAUCAGUCAAAGCUGGUGAUCAUGUGAUUCCUCUCUACAUUCCUGAGUGUAAAGAAUGUAAAUUCUGCAAGAGCAAAAAGACUAACCUGUGCUCAAAAAUCAGGUCAACCCAAGGUGCUGGUGUGAUGCCUGAUGGUACACCACGAUUCAGAUGUAAAGGACAGGAUGUAUACCACUUUAUGGGGACCAGUACAUUCAGUGAAUACACUGUUGUGGCAGAAAUAUCUGUUGCUAAGGUUUCUGAAGCUGCUCCAUUAGACAAAGUGUGUCUGUUGGGUUGUGGUAUAUCUACUGGUUAUGGUGCUGCUCUGAAUACAGCUCAAGUAGAAGAGGGAAGCAUUUGUGCUGUCUGGGGUCUCGGAGCUGUAGGCCUGGCAACUAUUAUGGGAUGCAAAGUCGCUGGUGCAUCCCGCAUUAUUGGUAUCGACAUCAAUCCUGACAAAUUUGAAAUAGCCAAGCAGUUUGGUGCCACAGAAUGUAUCAAUCCCAAAGAUCACAGUAAAACCAUCCAGGAAGUACUAGUCGAGAUGACGGAAGGAGGUUGUGACUACACCUUUGAAUGUAUUGGAAAUAUUCACACAAUGCGUGCUGCCCUUGAGUCCUGCCACAAAGGUUGGGGAGUGUCCGUUAUCAUUGGUGUAGCCGCAGCUGGCCAGGAAAUUUCUACUCGUCCAUUUCAACUUGUCACAGGUCGUGUUUGGAAGGGCACUGCAUUCGGAGGGUGGAAAAGUCGUUCAAGCGUUCCUGGUCUCGUUGAUGAUUACAUGAGCGGGAAACUCAAGGUUGAUGAAUUCAUUACGCACAAUAUGGGUCUGGACGAGAUCAACAAUGCCUUUGAUCUGAUGCAUAGUGGGCAGAGCAUCCGCAGUAUUGUCAACCUUUAGCUGGUAUUACAAGAUCGACCAAACCACAUGAAGUGACGGACAGAUAACCUCAAGGAUUAGCUAGAAGAGUGUGUCAACUCAACUUUUGAAAAUUCGAAAAUAGUUCACAUUAUCUGAUAACUUCAUGUUUUUGUAAAUCCCUCGUUGAUUGUUUCUAAAAGAGAUUAUUGGUCAGGACAACCCAUAGUUUUCUUUUUGAUAAUUCUAAUCAAGCCUUUAAAGAUUCAUGAGGCACUUAAAUAACACUGUCUUUGCUCAAAAACGUCCUCUGAUCAUGUUCAAUUGAGUUUGCUAUGUAUAAAUUUGCUAAACUGUGAAUGAUUGAAAAUUGGUGAUUCAAUAAUCAAUUAAUCGAAUUUGUCUUAAAAUAAACUAGCAUCUACAUGUA
Molecule: messenger RNA, 1579 nt
Organism: Lineus longissimus
Lineage: Eukaryota; Metazoa; Nemertea; Pilidiophora; Heteronemertea; Lineidae
Product: alcohol dehydrogenase class-3-like
Exons: 10
Coding region: 58-1191 (377 amino acids)
Biological process (GO): formaldehyde catabolic process
Cellular component (GO): cytosol
Molecular function (GO): zinc ion binding; S-(hydroxymethyl)glutathione dehydrogenase [NAD(P)+] activity
Source: RefSeq, a predicted model, not a curated record